Messenger RNA from Angiostrongylus costaricensis, 720 nucleotides. The record is from the annotation of a GenBank genome assembly. Lineage: Eukaryota; Metazoa; Nematoda; Chromadorea; Rhabditida; Metastrongylidae.
AUGAUUACAUGGCGGCGGCGAUCGUCUUGUAAUGGUUUGCUGUCAGGAGAUCCGACGUGUGCUCCUCCGAAACCUCCAAGGGGCUGUCUGAGAGGUCAACCGGUUAAGAUUGAACCUCUACGAACCAUGGAUAAUGGUGGGAAUGAGCAGCAAUCAGCUACUUCACCAGUUCGGUCCUCGUGUGCCUUCGCGGCUGCAAAGAAAUAUCGAAAGAUGAAGGAUUACUUCCGACAUGCUGUGCAGAAGAGGUUAUACAUUUGCUCUACACCUCUGAAUAGUAUCAAGCAAGUUGACAGGAAGCCGUCUCGUUCAAAUUCCUUCAAGCGAUUCUUUUCUCCAAGUAGAGAAGAGGCCGAACUGCAUGAUGCUGCGUUAUUUCGUCUCCUAACUAUUGUGGAUAUACCAAUGCUUGAUGAACUCAUUGCUGUGCCGGGGCAACCAACGGUCAGUGAGCGGUAUGCAUUAAUUACACAUCGCGGGUCGUCGCCGCUUAUUCCAACGGAGUUCUCUCCCAUUCUGGAUGCAAUUGUGAGCCAACUACUGGGAAAGAAUCAGAUGAAGACCAAACUGGCUUUGCAAUAUCUCUUUCUUAUGAUUCCUCAGCAGUUGCGUGAUCAUCUCAGUAAUGUACUCCAGUUACUUGAGCAGACUACAGGGACCGACGUGUUUGUCUCAUUGCGAAACCCGUAUUAUUUGGGGAAAAAGGUUCGUGUUCCAUGA